Molecule: messenger RNA, 2388 nt
Organism: Hipposideros armiger (great roundleaf bat)
Lineage: Eukaryota; Metazoa; Chordata; Mammalia; Chiroptera; Hipposideridae
Gene: C8A
Product: complement C8 alpha chain
Exons: 11
Coding region: 133-1899 (588 amino acids)
Biological process (GO): complement activation
Cellular component (GO): membrane attack complex
Molecular function (GO): protein binding
Source: RefSeq, a predicted model, not a curated record
GAAUUGAGUGAGUUCUGUUAGUUUCAAACAUUGGAUCUUAAGUGCCCUGGCUGAAGACAUCUUUGACCCCAACUCCCUGAAUAGAUCAUUUGAUUAUUUCUAUGUAAUAUAAGGUGGUGGCUUCUUGAUGAGAUGUUUGCUGUGGCUUUCUUCAUCUUGUUCUCGAUGACUUGUCAGCCUGGGGGAACCGUACAGGAGAAGGUGAACUGGAGAGUAAGUCGGGCUGCUGAGAGUUUCACCCCCACAGCGGUUACCUGUCAGCUGAGCAACUGGUCUGAGUGGACAGAUUGCUUUCCAUGCCAGGACAAAAAGUACCGACACCGGAGCCUCCUGCAGCCAAACAAGUUUGGGGGAACCAUCUGCAGUGGUGAUAUGUGGGAUGAAGUCAGCUGUCAGAGUCCCUCAGCUUGUCUACCACAAGCACAGUGUGGACAGGAUUUCCAGUGUAAGGAGACAGGUCGCUGCCUGAAACGCCACCUCGUGUGUAAUGGAGACAUGGACUGUCUUGAUGGCUCUGAUGAGGAUGCCUGUGAAGAUGUCAGGGCCAUUGAAGAUGACUGCAGCCAGUAUGACCCAAUUCCAGGAUCAGAGAGGGCAGCUGCUGGGUAUAAUAUCCUGAUCCAGACAGAAGCUCAGAGUGUGUACGACGCAAGGUAUUAUGGGGGUCAAUGUGAGACGGUAUAUAAUGGGGAAUGGAGGGAACUACGUUAUGAUCCCAUCUGUGAGCGCCUCUACUAUGGAGAUGAUGAGAAGUACUUCCGGAAACCCUACAACAUCCUAUCGUACCACUUUGGAGCCCGGGCAGAUACUAGUCUCUCCUCAGAGUUGUAUGAUGAUGCAAACGAACUUCUUACUAACCUAAAAGAUGGCAAGUCUGUGUCAGGUGGGGUGACCGUUGGUGUAGGCCCUGCAGGCAGCCCUGUAACAGUGGAUGUGGGUUUAUCUGAAUCACGCGCCUCUUCGAUUGCCAAAGAGUUAAGCAAAUAUAAAAGCAAGAAAUAUCAGUUCAUGAGAAUUUUCACGAAGGUGCAGACGGCUCAUUUUCGGAUGAGGAGUGACAAUAUUAUGCUGGAUGAAGGAAUGCUGCAGUCAUUAAUGGAGCUUCCGGAGCAGUACAAUUACGGCAUGUAUGCCAAGUUCAUCAAUGACUAUGGCACCCAUUACAUAACGUCUGGAUCAAUGGGCGGCAUUUUUGAGUAUAUCCUGGUGCUUGACGCAGAAAAAAUGAUAUCGCACAGCAUCACCAAAGAAGACAUCACGAAAUGCUUUGGAGGCCUUGUGGGCCUUGGCUAUGAUUAUUCGGAUACUGUGAACAUUGGAGGACGUUUAUCAGGAGAAGACUGUAGAAAGCAUGGAGGUGGUGAAAGAGAUUCUGACCUUAAGGCCAUGGCUGUGGAAGACAUCAUUUCUCGGGUGCGAGGUGGCAGUACUGGCUGGGGUGGUGGCUUGGCACACAACGGGAGCAUCAUUACGUACCGUUUCUGGGGGAGAUCAUUAAAGUAUAGCCCUGCUGUUAUUGAUUUUGAGAUGCGGCCCAUCCAUGAGAUGCUGAGGCACACGAACCUGGGGCCCCUGGAGGCCAAACGCCAGAACCUGCGCCGGGCCUUGGAUCAGUACCUGAUGGAAUUCAAUGCCUGCCGCUGCGGACCUUGCUUCCGUGGGGUGCCCAUCCUUGAGGGCACCAGCUGCAAGUGUCAGUGUCCCCUGGGUCGCCAGGGCCUUGCCUGUGAGAGAACAGAGCAAAAGCGAGCCAAGGUCGAUGGUAGCUGGAGCUGCUGGAGCCCCUGGUCUGCUUGCACAGCGGGCACUCAGGAAAGGAGGAGAGAGUGCAAUAAUCCUUCACCCGAGAAUGGAGGCGCCUCGUGUCCAGGGUGGAACGUGCAGACUCGGGCUUGCUGAGGGCCUCUGGGCACACACCGGGACAGAUGCAGCCCUGUCUGGAACACUGGAUAAAGACUUCUUGCAGCUGAGAAAAAAUGCCAAUCGACAUGGACUUUUUCUUUGUCCUGACAGCUACCAGGCCUAAGACCAGGCUGCAUCAUCUAUAACCAACUGUUCUAUUACCUGCAAAACUCUGUCACUCAGCAACUGGGUGUUGAGUGUUAACUAGAAUCUCGGUCCUGCUCACAGCACUUUGGAUCAUCCAACAAAAGCAAUAGGAGAAAUCUCAAUCCAUAUCUUAGAGGAACUUAUAGGAUAUUAAGGGUUAGAGGUUCAAGGCAGACACUCUUGAAACAAUCAAUGGCCAAUAUAACAAAGCAUGAUGAAAAUUAUCUCAGUUCUUUGAUAAUUAUAUUUGUUCAUUUAUAGAAUGAUUAUUAGUUGACAGGAUAAGCAUAUGCACUGAAAUAAUGAGAAAAAAUUAAAGAUUAACUUGAGUUCCUUCAA